CGAUACUUGUGCAGACAAUAACAAACCAAGUGAAAUUACAUCACUUUCGCAUCGUCGCACACCGCGUGAAAUCGAAUACCGGUUAAGUAAAACCUGCGUUUGUUAGUCCGCGGGCUUAGUCGAAGUUGGUACUUAGUAGUGCUCAGGUCAAAGUUAAACCCACCAAGAUGCCCAACUGCCCGAAAUGCGAGAAACCCGUCUAUUUUGCCGAACGCAAGACCUCCCUGGGAAAGGACUGGCACGCAGCUUGCCUCCGGUGCGAAAAGUGUAACAAGACCCUUACUCCGGGCUCCCACGCCGAGCACGAAGGGAAGCCCUACUGCAACCAGCCCUGUUACGCCGCCAUGUUUGGCCCUACGGGCUUCGGACGCGGAGGCGCCGAGAGCUACGUCUACAAGAAAUAAUUUUUCCGUUUUGGUCAUAUUUUGCAAUUAUACGAAGUGUUAAUAAUUCUGUAUAUCAGUCUAUUUUUUUAUAGCUUUUUCGAUUAAACUGUAUUGGUGACAAUAAAGUUUUUUUUUUUCUAGUUUUAUUAUUACUGAA
Messenger RNA from Zophobas morio, 543 nucleotides. Its product is annotated as cysteine-rich protein 1-like. Lineage: Eukaryota; Metazoa; Arthropoda; Insecta; Coleoptera; Tenebrionidae. The record is from RefSeq and is a predicted model, not a curated record. Bases 168 to 404 code for a protein of 78 amino acids. The transcript is spliced from 2 exons.